GCGGCCCAGCGGCACCGCAGGAGGAUGUCCCAGGAACCUAGGACAUAUUUUCUUUUCCUGUUCCUUUUUCUGAGCCAUGGCGUGGCAAGUCAUAGAGUUCCAGAUUCCAGGCAGGAUUUGCAUCCACUGUUGCAAAAAAUGGCGGAAGAAAUAAUAGAUGGAAGCUAUCUGAAUGCAUUACUGGAUCUCAUACAGUUUCAAAGCUCCCAUGGGUGGACGGCAGACCUGUCUCACAGAAUCCUGGCCUAUCUGAAUUCACGGAAUGUCGCCUUCACCAUCCCCAGCCUGCAGGCAGCCGUGGAACACCACCUGGAGCAGCGUCUGUACCAGCCCCAGAAGCUGCUGGAGGACCUGAGGGAAACAGAUGCUCAGCAAUUCUGCACCGCCAUGAAAUGCCUCUUAGAAGACAAGAAGGACCUCUUGGAGCUGGAAGACAUUGUUAUUGACUUGGGAGAGAUCCGGAAACAAGCCUUGCAGAGCCCUGGUGUGAACCGCAGCCUGUUUCUCAUCACCCUGGAGAGGUGUUUCCAGGUGCUGAACUCGCUGGAGUGUGUGGAGAUCCUGGGCAGGGUGCUGAGGGGCUCCUCAGGCAGCCUUCUGCAGCCGGACAUCGCAGAGAAGCUCCCCCGGGACCUGCGUGAGGACGCUUUCAAGAACCUAUCUGCGGUGUUCAAAGAUCUCUACGACCAAACCUCGGCUCAUUCCCAGAGAGCUCUCUACUCCUGGAUGACUGGGAUUUUGCAGACGUCCUCCAAGGCUACUGAUGACUCUGUUUCAUGGGUCAGUGCAGAAAACUUAUGGAUUUUGGGAAGAUACAUGGUUCACCUAUCAUUUGAAGAAAUUGUGAAAAUUAGUCCUUUAGAAAUUGGACUGUUUAUCAGCUAUGACAAUGCCACCAAGCUGCUGGACACGGUUUAUGACAUCACACCCGAACUGGCCCAGGCGUUCCUGGAGAGGAUCAGCUCCUCCAGCUUUGACAUGAGGAAUACCUCCACCAUCCACAGGCUGGGGCUGCUGGUCUGUUUCUACGAUGACCUGGAUUUGCUGGAUGCCGCAGUGGCCCAAGUCCUCCUCCACCAGAUGAUCAAGUGCAGCCACCUGAGGGGCUUUCAGGCUGGGGUUCAGCAGCUCAAAGCCGACCUCCUGGACAUCGCCAUGGAAAACCAGACCCUCAAUGAGACUCUGGGCUCUUUGUCGGAUGCGGUUGUGGGCUUGACCCACAGUCAGCUGGAAUCCCUCUCCCCCGAGGCUGUGCAUGGUGCCAUGUCUACCCUCAACCAGGUCUCAGGCUGGACCAAGAGCCAGGUCAUCAUCUUGUCUGCCAAAUACUUGGCCCAUGAGAAGGUGCCGUCUUUCUACAAUGUCAGCCAGAUGGGCGUGCUGCUGGCCGGGAUUGGCACCCAGGCCUUCUAUGGCAUGGAUUGCAGGGACCUCCUGCAGGUCCUGAGAAGCACGGUCUCUUUGCAUGUGUCCGACUUGUCACCUGCCCAGAAGCAAGGUGUCCUCAGCAAGAUGAUUGAAGCAGGAGAUACUACCUCAGGCAUUGUGGAAAUACAAGGGGCUUUCUUUAAGGAGGUGUCUCUUUUCGAUUUACGGAGGGAACCUGGAUUUAACACUACAGUCCUAAAGGAAAAGGAGCUUCGAAGGAGUCAGGCCUUGUUCCUGUAUGAGCUUCUGUCAAAGUCGACCAGAAGGCCCGAGGAGCUCCUGAGCCCUUCUUCUCCUGGGUCCCUUGUUCUGUUUUCCAGCACAGGGCAGCUGGUCAAAGGCGUGACAUGCUCCCACAUUGAUGCCAUGAGUGCGGACUCCUUUCUGACCCAUUUCCACUAUUUUGAGAACAACCUCUCCCUGCUCUCACCCUAUCAGGUUAAUUGUUUGGCGUGGAAAUACUGGGAGGUCUCCAGAUCCUCUAUGCCACCUUUCCUCUUGACUGCACUCCCGGCUCGCUACCUGGCUUCUGUCCCAGCUUCCCAGUGUGUACCGUUUCUGAUCAGCCUGGGGAAGAGUCAGUUGGACUCCUUGGUUUUAGAUUCCCACAAAAAGAAUUCAGUCCUUAGGAAGGUACAGCAGUGCCUGGACAACUUCAUUGCUGAUGAGUACGCGGUAGACAUCGUGGGCAAACUGCUCUGCCACUUGCCGGCAGCCGUCCUCCACCGUGGGGUCUCCACUCCGGCCUGGGCCACAGCCCUGCACGGGCUCAGAGACUGCCCAGACCUUAGCCCCGAGCAGAAGGCUGCGGUGAGGCUCAGGCUCCUGGAACAGCACGGACUUCCCCAGAACUGGACGGCCGAGACGACAAAGGACUUGGGACCCUUUCUAGUACUUUUUUCAGCAGAUGAAUUAAGCUCUGUUGCCACAAAGUUUCCAGAUAUCCUUCAGCAGACAGCUUCCAAGAUAGCCGGGACCAUGCCCCCUCAAGAAUUCCUCUGGGUUGUCUUUGACUCUGUUCGGAACAACAGUGAGAAGAGCCCCAGCUCUGCCCCCAGCCCCGGUUGCCAUGGAGUCAUAGCUCCUUCUUCUGGUGACAUCUUCAAGUUGGCGGAAGCCAAUGCCUGCUGGGCCCCCCAGGACCUGCUCUGCAUGGAGGAACAGACGUUCAUCAGGAGCGUGGAGCUUCUGGGGGCCGUCAGGGGUUUCAGCCUGCCUCAGCUGAUGACCCUAAAGGAGAAGGCAUUACAGGUUUGGGACAUGCCUUCUUACUGGAAAGAAUACCAUAUCACCUCCCUGGGGCGCAUUGCUCUGGCUCUUAAUGAGUGUGAGCUGCAGCAGCUGGAUCUCAGCUCCAUUGAUACCGUGGCUUCCCUAAGCCGGCAGACCGAAUGGACCCUGGGACAGGCUAAAUCUAUUCUGCAAGGGUUCCUGGAGGAUUCAGGCUACAGUAUCCAGGAUCUGAAGAGCUUCCACUUAGUAGGACUUGGUACAGCCCUGUGUACUAUGAACGUCACCGAAAUCUCACUCAUAAAGAUCUCAGAAUUCAGGGUGGUGGUGGCCAGAAUCGGGACCCUGCUCUGUAGCACCCAUGUCUUGGCCGAGUUUAAGAGGAAGGCAGAAGUUGUAUUUGGGGAUCCCACCAAAUGGUCCAGCUCUGUCCUGCAGGAACUUGGGACUAUUGCAGCUGGAUUAACGAAGGAAGAGCUACAAAUGCUGGACAAGGAUUUGAUGCCGUAUUUCCAGCCAUCAGCAAUCAAAUGCCUUCCUGAUGAGAUAUUCAAAGAGCUGUCCAUGGAGCAGAUCGCCUCGUUGGGCCCCGAGAACGCCGCGGCGGUGACCCCAGCCCAGCGCCGGCAGCUCAGCAUGUUGCAGCUGCAGAGCCUCCAGCGGGCGCUAGAUGGCGCCAACACUCGCUCCUGGCUGGACACGCCCCCAAGCGCCAGUCCCACCUGGACCCCCUCCUCUGGUUCUCCUCCUGGAGGCCCUGUCACCUGGGGUCCUUGGCUUGGCUGUCCUCUGCUGGUUCUCCUGCACAAGACCGUGUGGUGAGCGGCGCGUGCACAUGGCCCUUCAGUGCCCAAGCAGUGGGCCCCGGCGUGUGGAAACAGAGGCACUGCAGACUGUGAGACCCCCUACCCCCGCCCACAGCCUCCACUGGGGCAGGGAGUCCCCAGGACCUGGAAAUUUAAAAGGCACUGAAAGGAAGAAUAAUUAUUAAAAAUGAUCCUAAAAAGUUCUUAAGCUGGCCUGUAUCCUCAGCAGAGAGCCAUUCUCUGCCCUGUUUCAGCCUCUCUUGCUUUCUAGCUUGGGGACAGAGAAACUGUGGGGAGGGAAGGGUGUUUUCUGUCAACAGCAUGAGGACAAUAUGUACAAGUCACUGCCCUCCCUCCAGAGAGAGAUGUCAGGGGGUGGCAGGUGUUGGCAAAGGCACCAUUUUAGCCGGGGUCUGAUCUGGCUGCUUCUCUGGCUUAACGUCCCUCCCUUGGAGCUAUAGGCUGCAUUGGAUUUCUCCUUCUUAGAUAUUUAGUAGAGCUGAAAUAAAUGAAUCCCUCAACAGAAGCCAAUAUUCCUGCCUGAUUGCUGGGUCUAAUUGAUGUUCGGUGGGUCUUGCAUUGCUUGGAAAUUAAAACAUUUAACACGGCUCAACGUUAAAUCAAUUUUUAAAUACAUUUUCCAGAUGCCUUCCAUUUCUUGGGAGUCAGCUGAAUGAAUGGUCGUGGAGUUAUCAGUUAAGCUUUCAAAAAAUUCCUUUUUUGACGAAAUUGGUGGCUCUUCUGGGUUUAAGUUGUUCUGGGCUUUGGGGAUGUGUUGAA
Molecule: messenger RNA, 4244 nt
Organism: Zalophus californianus (California sea lion)
Lineage: Eukaryota; Metazoa; Chordata; Mammalia; Carnivora; Otariidae
Gene: OTOA
Product: otoancorin
Exons: 29
Coding region: 25-3480 (1151 amino acids)
Biological process (GO): cell-matrix adhesion
Cellular component (GO): cell surface
Source: RefSeq, a predicted model, not a curated record